Molecule: messenger RNA, 1401 nt
Organism: Monosiga brevicollis MX1
Lineage: Eukaryota; Choanoflagellata; Craspedida; Salpingoecidae
Exons: 8
Coding region: 1-1401 (466 amino acids)
Biological process (GO): tRNA methylthiolation
Cellular component (GO): endoplasmic reticulum
Molecular function (GO): tRNA (N(6)-L-threonylcarbamoyladenosine(37)-C(2))-methylthiotransferase activity; 4 iron, 4 sulfur cluster binding
Source: RefSeq, a predicted model, not a curated record
AUGGCCGACCUGGAAGAUCUGGCGGUGACGGCGGCGUCCGUGUCGGCGGCGGCUCGACGGGCCAAGGCUCGGCCCGGGUUUGUGGUGCCGCGGCAUGAUCGUUCGCGCCGGGAGCAGGCAGAGGGGGAUAGUUUUAUUCCUGGGUCAAAGACCAUUUUUCUGAGAACCUGGGGCUGCAGCCACAACAACUCGGAUGGUGAAUACAUGGCCGGUUUGCUGAGCGCUGCCGGCUACACCAUCUCCGACAAGCGCGAGGGUGCCGACCUCUGGAUCCUCAACUCGUGCACCGUCAAGACCCCAUCCGAAGAUACUUUCAACAAUGAGAUUCGGGAUGCCCGCAGUCGCAACAUUCCCGUCGUCCUCGCCGGCUGCGUGCCGCAGACCAUGCAAAUCGAUCGUGUCGUAGAAGUUGUUGAAGAAACCCUCCAAGGGCGUACCGUGCGCCUUCUUGGCUCCAAAAAGGUCGAUGGGCGCAAAACAGGUGGGACGGCCUUGGAUCUGCCCAAGAUUCGCCGUAACCCGCUGAUUGAAAUCAUCCCCAUCAACACCGGAUGCCUCAACAAGUGUACCUAUUGCAAGACCAAGCAUGCCCGGGGUGACCUUGGCAGCUACACCAUCCAGGAGAUUGUGCAGCGUGUGCAACAAGUCAUUGCUGAGGGUGUGGUCGAGAUUUGGCUCACCAGCGAAGACACGGGGGCUUACGGCCGUGAUAUCAACACCAGUAUUCCCGAGCUGCUUCGAGCCAUCCUAGCCGUGGUGCCAGCGGGUGUGAUGGUUCGUCUGGGCAUGACCAACCCGCCCUAUAUUGUCGAGCACGUUCAGGCCAUCGCCGAGUGCCUGCGGCACCCGCGCAUGUACAAGUUUAUCCACAUCCCCAUCCAGUCGGGCGCCAACCCCAUUUUGCACGCCAUGCAGCGUGAAUACACGCGCGAAGACUUUUGUUUUGUGGCCGACACGUUGCUAGAGCAGGUGCCUGCCCUGACCAUUGCCACAGACAUCAUCUGUGGUUUUCCGGGUGAAACCGAUGCUGACUUUGAGGAUACAUUUGAGAUUGUGCGCCGCUACCAUUUUCCCUCCCUCUUCACCAACCAGUUCUUUCCUCGACCUGGCACGCCAGCUGCGGCCAUGGAGCGCGUUGACCCGCGCUUGGUCAAGCAGCGCACCAAGGAGCUCUCGGACUACUUUCGAGGUUAUCGAGUGUACGACGACCAGCUGGACUCGUACCAGCGUGUGCUGGUCACCGACACAGCCACGGACAAUGUGCACUUUGUGGCCCACAACCGCAGCUUUGACCAAGUGCUCGUGCCGGCUAAUCCAGAUUUUAUGGGCAAGCUCAUUGUUGUCAAAAUCACCAACGUCAACAAGUUUUUCAUUGUACGUGCUCGCAGUCCUUCUUCCUGA